Molecule: messenger RNA, 2652 nt
Organism: Botrytis fragariae
Lineage: Eukaryota; Fungi; Ascomycota; Leotiomycetes; Helotiales; Sclerotiniaceae
Product: putative glycoside hydrolase family 43 protein
Exons: 4
Coding region: 1-2652 (883 amino acids)
Source: RefSeq, a predicted model, not a curated record
AUGUUUUUUCUACACAAGGCCAUUGGAUUGUCUAGCAUUCUAUUCACGACAGUCUCUAGCCAAUAUAUUUCCCUCAACUCUGGUGAUUUGAACGCCAGACUGAAUUCAUCGAGUCAGACACUCGCAUCUUUGACCCCAAAGUCCUUGACAACAUUCGAUUUCUCCCCUUUUGAUCUUCUCUCACAAAGAAACGAAAAUGGCAAUUAUCAUGUUGGCGAUAUUACGCUCAGGUAUCGAUCCGUUGGAACUACUUCAUGGAUCAGUGUCGAUUCCGCUGCAGCCAGAAAUGCGGUGACUUCUACUGGUGCCACUUCCGCAAACCUCGCACCAACCUUACCAUCAGGAAUACCUUUGAACAUGACAAGAGCUUGGUCCGCUAGCGGAGCAGAUAUCAAUCUCACUUUUACUAUAACCAAUAAAGGUAACACCAGUAUCGAAAUCGGAGCACUUGGGUUCCCUAUUGAGUUCAAUAGCAUCUUCACAGAUAGAACAGCAGUAGCUACUCAGCAAAUGUGCUCCCUUGUAGAUCCGAACAUUGGCCUUGAUGGCGGCUAUCUGCGCGUGACACCAUUAUCUGGAACGGAUCCAGCGCUCGUAGUGACACCAUUGGAAAAUACACCCCUCGAAGGAUGGCGGUUUUUGGAAGAAGACCCCGACACCGCACUUUACUAUCAAAGUCAAACAUUUGAAGGGUUCUAUUCUUGGGAAACUUAUACUCUAGCAUAUACUCAGAAUGAAUGGAAUGGAACGAGCCCUUGGAAUCCUGGUACAUCUGUAGUGCUCACAAAAGGCCAAUCGAUUAUCAAGGGAUUGAGGUUUUCUACUUCAAGUAGUAUCAGCAAGAUCGAAACCACUGUAGCAAACACCGGCACUCCUGUUGCUAUUGGGAUACCGGGAUAUAUCAUUCCCCAGGAUCUCACUGCUCAAUUGUUCUUGCAACACAAUUCACCUGUCUCUUCCAUUACAUCAACUCCUGCUGGAGCCUUCACAUUUACCGCUACAGCAACUAAUAAGUACAAUCUUACUCCCAGCUCCUCUGCAUUUGGAAGAGUGCGAGUAACAAUUACAUAUUCUGAUGGUCUUGUACAAGCGGUGAACUAUGCCAUCACCCUCUCAGCACCCUCAGCCAUAUCUACACUAGGCAAAUUUCUAACAACAAACCAAUGGCUUUCCAAUACCAGUGACCCCUUCGGUAGAGCACCAUCUGUUAUCUCAUAUGAUCGCUCAGUUAACGCUCAAGUUCUUCAAGAUCCAAGGGUUUGGAUUGCUGGACUGAGUGAUGAAGCAGGAGCUGGAUCUUGGCUUGCAGCAACCAUGAAACAAGCAAUUUCACCUAAUGCAGCUGAGGUGACAAAAUUGGAACAAUUCAUCACAAAAACGCUAUGGGGUGAUCUCCAAAACUCUGAUUAUAGCGUCAAAACGAGCGUAUUUUACUACCAACCUGAUGCUGUUUCUUACAGUUAUUUAUCCUCAAUCGAUUGGAGCAAUUGGUGGAGUUGGAACAAAGAGGCUGCAUAUGGUACUGGGAGAACCUACGAUUAUGUUCAUGUCACUGCUGCUUAUUGGGCUCUUUAUCGCGUUGCCAGAUUUUAUCCCACUCUCGUCACUCGGCAAACCUGGCAAUGGUAUUUGAAUCAGGCUUAUGAAACCAUUCUUUAUGCUACAGGUCCUAACACGGGAUAUGUCAAUGUAGGGUUAAUGGGCGAGACUGUUUGGGGGUAUGUUCUGCAAGAUUUACAAAAUGAAGGAAAUUCUACUGCAGCGAAUGCAGUUAUAGCUGCGAUGAAAACCAGAGCAGAUUUUUGGGACAGUGAGGCUGUUCCUUUUGGGAGUGAGAUGGCUUGGGACUCUACUGGACAGGAGGGAGUUUAUUAUUGGUCCAACUAUUUCGGCUUGACAAGCACGGUCACGAAGACAAUCAACUCAAUUUUAGGAUACAUGCCCACGGUAAGUCAUUGGGCUUGGAAUGGCAAUGCGAGAAGAUAUUGGGAUUUCAUCUACGGAGGCAAAUUAAUGCGAUUCGAAAGAAUGGGUCAUCACUAUGGCUCCGGUCUAAACGCCCUUCCCUUGCUAUCAUACUUCGAGCAAAAUCCCUCUCAAACAUAUCUGCUCAGAGUCGGAUACGGCGGAACAAACGGUCCAUUAUCUAAUAUCGACCGCGAAGGUUUCGCCUCAGCCGCUUUCCAUACCUGGCCUGAUACCAUGGCUUGGGAUGGAUAUAGUGGGGACUACGGACCGAAUUUCGUAGGGUUGGCACUAGGAUCCGGUGUCUACGUCGUAGAUGAUGCUGGAUUAGGUCUUAUUGCUUUUGGCGGUACCCUCUCCGGCUCAAACACAUCGUGGACUGUAGAGCCCAGAGAUGCGGUAAGGAGGAAAGUAUACAUCGCGCAGCUGGGAUUUAAAUUUGAGGUCGAUGCGGGGGUUAUUGAAAGUGUGGAGUAUGGGGAUGGAAAGGUGCGGGUUAGUAUCGUGCAGAGUGUGGAGACGGUGAGUGGGAUGGCGAGGGCGAGUGAGACAAUUUUGAGAGUUACGAAGAUGGCGCAGGUGGGUGAGGUGGGGAAGGCGGUUUUGAAUGGGUUGGAGGGUUUGAGGGGGGGGUGGAAGGUGGAUCUUAGGGGGGGAAGGGUGGUUGUUGCGGUUGAGUUUGAGUAG